Messenger RNA from Scheffersomyces coipomensis, 1483 nucleotides. RefSeq names its product GTPase-activating protein (gene RNA1). Bases 165 to 1412 code for a protein of 415 amino acids. NCBI's taxonomy places the organism in Eukaryota, Fungi, Ascomycota, Pichiomycetes, Serinales, Debaryomycetaceae. Gene Ontology annotation, molecular function: small GTPase binding; GTPase activator activity. Gene Ontology annotation, biological process: nucleocytoplasmic transport; activation of GTPase activity. The record is from RefSeq and is a predicted model, not a curated record. The transcript has a single exon. Gene Ontology annotation, cellular component: perinuclear region of cytoplasm; cytosol; nucleus.
AUUUUGUUUGUUGAACUUUGAUUUGGUUAAAAUGUAGUCAUGUGAUUUAAAACGUGAUUAAUUUUUUUUGAUUCGUUUGUGGAUCCAAAAAAAAAUAUCAUCGUUAAUUACAACUGAAACCUUUCAACUGUUACUCCAUUGGAUAUAUUCAAAACUAAUCUAUUAUGGCAUCUGUUAAGGUUGAAUUGGGUGUGACUCCCGAAACCACAUAUUCUAUUGCUGGUAAGCAAAUCAAAUUUAAUUCUAGUAAGGAUAUUGAAUCUUAUAUUGAAGAAUUAAACAAGUUACCAAAGGUUACCAAGAUUGAUUUCUCCGGUAAUACCAUUGGUAUUGAAGCAUCAAAAGCUCUUAGUGAAGGGCUUUUAAUCAAACAUAAAGAUACUAUUGUGGAAAUAAACUUCUCCGAUUUAUACACUGGUAGAUUAAAUACUGAAAUACCUGAUUCAUUGGAAUAUUUAUUACCUGCUUUGUUAAAGUUACCAAAUUUGAAAUAUUUAGAUUUAAGUGAUAAUGCAUUUGGUUUACAAACCAUUGAUCCAAUUGAAGUGUUUCUUGCCAAGGCUGUUUCCAUUGAACAUUUGAUUCUUUCCAACAAUGGUAUGGGACCAUUUGCCGGUGCUAGAAUUGGAGGGUCAUUAUAUAAAUUAUCAAAAGCUAAAUUAGCAGCUAAGAAACCAUCCUUGAAAACAUUUGUCUGUGGUAGAAAUAGAUUGGAAAAUGGAUCUAUAAAUUAUUUAUCGGUGGGGUUAAGAAAUCAUAAGGAUUUAGAAAUAGUUAGAUUAUAUCAAAAUGGUAUUAGACCUGCUGGUAUUUCUAAAUUGGUUGAAAAGGCUUUAACCAAAAACACCAAAUUACAAGUAUUAGACUUACAAGAUAAUACCAUCACUUCAAAAGGGGCUUUAAAAUUAGCUGCUUCCAUCAAUGCUUGGGAACAUUUGGUUGAAUUGAAUCUUAAUGAUGCUUUAUUGAAAAAUAAGGGUUCCUUGGCUGUAGUUGAAGCCUUACUUAAAGGUACUGUUAAACCAAAGUUAACAUCUUUGAAAUUCCAAUAUAAUGAAUUAGAAUCUGAUUCAUUAGAACUUUUAGUACAAGUCAUUGAAAAGAAAUUACCAAACUUAAAAGUGUUAGAAUUAAAUGGUAAUAGAUUUGAAGAAGAUUCAGAAUAUAUUGAAAAGAUCAAUGCUAUCUUUGAAGAAAGAGGAUUUGGUGAAUUAGAUGAACUUGAUGAAUUAGAAGAACUCGACAGUGAUGAAGAAGACGAAGAUGAUGAUGACGAAGAUGAAGAAGAUACAUUAGAUGAAGAUCUUGAUUUAGAAGAAUUAGAAAUUGAAUUAUCUGGUGUCAGCGUUGAAGAUAAAGAUUCUGAAGUGGAUGAUAUUGCUAAUGAAUUGUCCCAAACCCAUCUUAAAUAGAUUUAUGUAAAUCAUAAUUUAGUUUAUAGAAUUCUAAAAAUAAUAAAAAUAGGUAUAUUUUGCAAACCAAA